Messenger RNA from Sinocyclocheilus grahami, 567 nucleotides. Its product is annotated as TFIIH basal transcription factor complex helicase XPB subunit-like. The record is from RefSeq and is a predicted model, not a curated record. Lineage: Eukaryota; Metazoa; Chordata; Actinopteri; Cypriniformes; Cyprinidae. The coding region runs from base 13 to 279 and encodes 88 amino acids. The transcript has 2 exons.
AAAUUGGCUGGGAUGGAGGAGGAAGACUUGAUGUUUUCCUCUCGUGAGGAACAGCAGCAGCUCUUGCACAAAGUUCUGGCAGCAUCAGAUCUUGACGCAGAAGAGGAAGUGGUGAUGGGAGACGUGGGAGGGAAGCCACAGUUUUCUCGCCGUAUGGGAACUAUGAGCUCCAUGUCUGGUGCAGACGAUACUGUCUACAUGGAAUACCAGACGUCCCGCAGUGGCAAGUCUUUAGCUGGCAAGAAUGUCCAUCCUCUGUUUAAACGCUUCCGCAAGUGAACACACUCACGGCAUGGCUGAUGUAUUCACAGCAUCUGGAGAGACCAGGCCACUUCCUGGGACGCCCAGCAUCAUAAUAAAAGACACUUCAUGGCUGCUUGUCUCAGACAGACCAAUUUAAAGACUGAGAAAGAAGCAAAACUGCUGCAAUUUCAGAAAGAUUAAAAAAUCUAAUAUGUAUAGUAUUGCAAACAGGAUGUUUGUUAUUAUAAGAAUGAUUUCUUUGAAUUUGUUGUGAGAAACUGAAUGGAAAUUGAAGGAAGAAAUUUGUACAGUAUGCAAAAGCCA